Molecule: messenger RNA, 1260 nt
Organism: Symbiodinium sp. CCMP2456
Lineage: Eukaryota; Dinophyceae; Suessiales; Symbiodiniaceae
Source: the annotation of a GenBank genome assembly
AUGAGCUCCACCGUGGCUUCCAGCUCGGGAAAUCACCGCAUCGUCAAGCUGGGUGCCUGUUGGGGCGGCUGGGACGGAGAUGGCCAGAACCCCAGCUAUCAUGCUCCCGGUGUCUACAGGCUGUGCCGCAACUACAUGAAGUCUCACGACACCAAGUAUGGCACCUCCGCCGACGAAGGAGAGAAUUGGGAAGCCGACUGGAACAAGGUCAUUGCCACCACCUACAAAGUUUUUGAGGCCACGCAGUGUCCUUCCACUGGUCUCGUGCCCAAUUGGGCCAAGGUCUAUGAAGAAGGUCAAAGCCUUCGUGCUGAGACGGGCUUCUCUGGCAGUGGCACGCCGGGUGCCGAGUAUGGUUCUGAAGCGAGCCGCACGGUGUGGCGCGUGACACUAGACUACCUCCUCUUCCCCAGCGAAGCCGGUGAUGCCGCGGCCUUCCUGGAUCCUCUUGCCACCCACCUAGAAGGCAAGGAGACGAACGGCAACUGGGCUACGGCUCUGGAUGUGGAUGGCAGCUGCUUGGUCGACAGCGUCCACAGCAGUUGGUCCUGGAACAUGUUCAUGGCCGGCCCGACGUUUUCCUGCCUGGUGUGCCCCGCCAACUCGGUGCAGGAGGACAGACAGCAGGAGCUCAUUGAUGCGGCUGGCCGGCGAGUGGCUUCGAAGGCCAUCGAAGACUACUACUCGGGCAGCUGGAUCGCCAUCAGCACUAUUACCCUGCACCUCGGUUUGGAGAAGCCAGGCCCUCCAUCGCCACCUGCAACCACGGUGCCGGUAACUUCCACGAUCGCACCCACGACGAGCUCCGAUUCGACCGGAGUCCUAGCCAGGCCCCAAACCUCUGUCUGCAGCCCUGGAGGCGUUUGUUCUGAAGCGUCUGAGGACUGCCGCGCUACAGGCUGCUGUGUGAAUGCAGGUUUGACUUGCUACGAAAAGAAUGACUACUGGGCAAAUUGCCGACAGAGCUGUGAGCCGGGUGCCAUCGACCCGAACGAUGCGCCAGAGUAUCAGACUCCUUGGACUUGCACCGUCAUCGGGGGCUCGACCCCAUCUCCGUCUCCCCAGCCGUCGCCCUCACCUCCCCCGUCUCCCACUCCAAGCCCCGCACCCAACCCGGUGCCCGGAAUGGCGUUCACUACGGGCACAGCCGGCUCGGGAAAGGCGCGGCUUUUCGAGUUCGUGGAUGCCCUGACUGCUUUGCCUGCAGCUGGAUCCAAGUACAGGGCGGUGCGUUCCUCGGGUGGAGCCGCCGGCGGCGUG